GCUUUUUUGAUAAGGAGUGAGCUUCUGAUCUGACAUUCUCUGCUGAUACCUGCUUUUCUCUCCCUCCCUCUUCCUUUUGUCAGGAACGCUAGCACUCCUCCAGCGGCAAAACUCAUCACAGCAGCUAUUAGGAGACAGGAGAUACAGAGAACAACAUGUCUGCCAGAAGAAAAGUCCUUUUGAAAGUGAUCAUACUAGGGGAUAGCGGUGUUGGUAAAACAUCACUAAUGAAUCAGUAUGUCAACAAAAAGUUCACCUCACAAUACAAAGCCACCAUCGGAGCUGAUUUCCUAACCAAAGAAGUCAUGGUCGAUGAUCGUUUAGUAACUAUGCAGAUAUGGGACACAGCCGGUCAGGAGAGAUUCCAGAGUUUGGGCGUGGCUUUCUACCGAGGGGCUGAUUGUUGUGUUUUAGUAUACGAUGUGACUAAUGCCAAUACUUUCAAGACGCUGGACAGCUGGAGAGAUGAGUUCCUGAUACAGGCCAGCCCUAGAGACCCAGAGAACUUCCCUUUUGUCGUUAUUGGCAACAAGAUUGAUCUAGAGAACAGACAGGUACCCGCAAGACGAGCGCAGAACUGGUGUGAGUCAAAGAAUAACAUCCCCUACUAUGAGACAAGUGCCAAAGAGGCCGUGAAUGUUGACCAGGCUUUCCAGAAGAUCGCCCGUGACGCUCUAGCAAAAGAAAAUGAUGACAUUUACAAGCCUCAAGUUGCAUCAGUCCCUGAUAUAAGGCUUGACUCCAAUACUAAGCAGAAGAGUGGGAAGUGUUGCUAGAGAGAGGGACGUGGGAGAUUUUUGAUUAUUAUGUUCACAUAAUUGUCGUGUAUUGUGUAAUAACUUAAACUUUAAAACACGUACUGGAUAGCAUUAUAAAUAAAAAUAAUAGGGAUACAUUUUUGUUUGUUCGCUCAUCUCAUAAAAUUAAUUAUUAUUAUUGGUAUUAUUGUACUUGUCUGAUAUUUUUGUGUCGUUUAAUUAUUAUUAUUAUGUUGUUCUCUAUUUCGUUUGUGAAGCUGUUGAAAUAUUAAAAAAUUUGUCAUGAAAAUUAAA
Molecule: messenger RNA, 1052 nt
Organism: Amphimedon queenslandica
Lineage: Eukaryota; Metazoa; Porifera; Demospongiae; Haplosclerida; Niphatidae
Product: ras-related protein rab7-like
Exons: 4
Coding region: 156-776 (206 amino acids)
Biological process (GO): endosome to lysosome transport; phagosome-lysosome fusion
Cellular component (GO): lysosome; late endosome; phagocytic vesicle
Molecular function (GO): GTPase activity; GTP binding
Source: RefSeq, a predicted model, not a curated record